AUGCCAUUUAUUGAAGACGAAUGGUGGUCCGCCGAGAAUGAGGGCAGGAUGGUUGAUCUCUCCAAUUGCCUGCAGGACGCGGUAGUGGCAGCUGGUGGCCAAGCGGCCGCCCAACUCCAACAAAUGGCGACAUCUCUUGGGGAUCUCUCGCAAGCCGAGCUGACCAACAUCGUCGGCGGUCUGACACUGGAGCCUGACACAGGCGAGGCAGCGGACCCUGAUGACAUCCUCAAGCAGCUGGGAGAGACCGCUUUUGACAACUUUGAAACGUUUUUUACGGAUCUAACGAAUGCCACCGCGUCUUCAGUACCGCCUAUUGAAAUUAAGCAAGAAGAAAACAACAACAUAUCAUCGCCAGCGUCCAGCAGCCAACUCCAAGGCUACUAUCAACAAAACAGUCAAUUAUCACUGCCAAACAACGGCCAGCAACGGUUACAACAGCUGUUGAGAUCGGGCACGAGUGCCAUCAACAAUGCUGUGACCAAUAACAUCAACAAUGGCCGAUAUAACAUCGCUUCUGCGAAUCCUUUGCUUGCUGAGAAGCUAUCAGCGUCACCUAGUGGGAUCAAGCAAGAACCAAUCAGUUCGGAUUACAACACGACGAGUAUGAACUAUGGGAGCGCGUCGCCGAUGCAGAGGAUGCCGAGCGGGAAGCCGCAGGUGCAUGAUGCUGGAGGAGGUAAAGGAAAACUAUGUGAAUCACAAUAUUUUGCGCUGCUAUCUUCCUGGAAGGUGAUCUGGGGUAGUGGGGAUGUAGGUCAAGGUGGUGAGGUCGCGACACCUGACUGA
Spodoptera exigua (beet armyworm) is the source of this 789-nucleotide messenger RNA. NCBI's taxonomy places the organism in Eukaryota, Metazoa, Arthropoda, Insecta, Lepidoptera, Noctuidae. The record is from the annotation of a GenBank genome assembly.